GGAGGCAGAGAUUGGCCACGGCCGAAUGGCGGCAGCGCUGGAACGGGCGCUGGGCCCGGCUGGGCCGGAAGCGGACGCGUCCGUGCCGGAGGCGCCGCUGUUGGUGCUCGGCCCGGCGGGCUCGGGCCGCACGGCGCUGCUGCUGCGGGCGGCGUUGGCAGGAGGAGGGGACGGGCCCCGCGCUCUCUUCUUAGCGCCCAGCGCUCCCUCCCGACUCCCAGAGGGCGGCGGCGGUGACCCGAGGGCGCUGCAGCGCCUGGAGCUCCGCUACCCCCCCACCCUGGCAGCCCUGGCCCAGGAGUUGGGGGCAAUGGCGGCCCGAGCCCGGCCCCCCGGCUUGCUGCUGCUGGACGGGCUGGAGCACUACAUCCAGGGGGGGCCCAGCGCCCCCGCCCGCCUGGCCGCCCUGCUGCUGGAGGCCUCCCGCGCCCCCCGACCCCCGGCCCGGCUCCUGGCUGCCCUCCGUGUGCCCCCCCCCGGGCCCCGUGUGCUGCCCGUCCUGCGCCGUUACUUCCCGGCUGAGUGCCGUCUGAGACCCCUCCCCGGGGUCCCACUGCGGGUGAACGUCCGCCUCGUCCUGCCCGGAUCGGUGCCGCGGGGAUGGAGGCUGCGCUUCGAGCCCCACGGGGGGCUGAACGUCACCCCCGGGCCUGGGGACGGCGAUGGGGACGAGGAUGAGGACGGAGAUGGCAGUGGGGAUGAAGGCUGAGGGUGAGUCGGGUGGUGAUGUGCAGCCCUCGGGUGUUGUGGUGUCACUGAGCCUGGCUGGUGUGGAGCCCAGGUGAUGUGGAGCCCAGGUGACACGGGGACGUGGAGCUGCCCGGUGACACGG
Molecule: messenger RNA, 832 nt
Organism: Gallus gallus (chicken)
Lineage: Eukaryota; Metazoa; Chordata; Aves; Galliformes; Phasianidae
Gene: SWSAP1
Product: translation initiation factor IF-2-like
Exons: 2
Coding region: 26-709 (227 amino acids)
Biological process (GO): double-strand break repair via homologous recombination
Cellular component (GO): Shu complex
Molecular function (GO): single-stranded DNA binding
Source: RefSeq, a predicted model, not a curated record